CGCCCCGAGGAUGGCAGCGCUGCCCGCACGAGUGGCUGGCGGCGGGGUCCCUCCUCCUUUUUUUUCCGGCAGCGGCGGCGGCGGCAGCGGCGGCGGAUCAUUGUUGUGUGGGAGGAGGGCGGCGGGGAUGGACUUGAUCUCUCGGGUCUCCUGCUAAGGCGGCCGCACAACGCACCCCGCCGCCCAGACAGCAUCCGCCAGGGCCGAGCCGAGCCUCGCUGGGCAGGGAGGGACUGGCCCCCGCCCGCUACCCCGGCGGCUUUAUUUUGGGGGGCUCUGCUGCUCCUCUCCCUCGCCCUUAUUUCCCCCAGCGCUCCCCCGCUCGCACACACGCACAGGGACACGCACGCACCCUCCUCCUUUGCCCUUUCAUCCUUCCCCCCCCCGCACCGCCGUCCUCCCGCGCCGUCUCCUGCCGUGGCAGAUGCGCUGGGGGUCACCGCGCAGCUGGGACUAUGGUGAAAUUUCCAGCGCUCACUAACUACUGGCCCCUGAUCCGGUUCCUCGUCCCUCUCGGCAUCACCAACAUCGCCAUCGACUUCGGGGAGCAGGCCUUGAAUCGGGGCAUCGCUGCUGUCAAGGAAGAUGCUGUGGAGAUGCUGGCCAGCUAUGGGCUGGCAUACUCCCUGAUGAAGUUCUUCACGGGUCCGAUGAGUGACUUCAAAAAUGUAGGUCUGGUGUUUGUGAACAGCAAGAGAGACAGGAUCAAAGCAGUUUUGUGCAUGGUUGUGGCUGGCGCUGUAGCUGCUGUAUUUCAUACCUUAAUAGCAUAUAGUGAUUUGGGGUAUUACAUUAUUAAUAAGCUGCACCAUGUGGAUGAAUCGGUGGGAAGUAAAACUCGGAGAGCCUUCCUUUAUCUUGCUGCCUUCCCUUUUAUGGAUGCCAUGGCAUGGACCCAUGCUGGGAUUCUGCUGAAACACAAGUACAGUUUCCUGGUGGGAUGUGCCUCCAUCUCAGAUGUCAUAGCUCAGGUUGUUUUUGUAGCCAUUUUGCUUCACAGUCACUUGGAGUGCAGGGAGCCUCUCUUGAUCCCCAUCUUGUCCUUAUACAUGGGAGCACUUGUCCGAUGUACCACGUUAUGCCUCGGAUACUACAGGAACAUACAUAACGUCAUUCCUGACAGAAGUGGGCCUGAAAUGGGGGGAGAGGCUACAAUAAGGAAGAUGCUGAGUUUCUGGUGGCCUUUGGCAUUAAUUUUGGCAACUCAGCGAAUAAGUAGGCCCAUUGUCAACCUUUUUGUUUCCCGGGACCUAGGUGGCAGUUCUGCAGCCACAGAGGCGGUGGCAAUCCUAACAGCUACGUAUCCUGUGGGACACAUGCCUUACGGCUGGCUGACAGAGAUCAGAGCAGUAUACCCUGCUUUUGACAAGAAUAACCCCAGCAAUAAAUUGGUGAACACCAACAGUACUGUCACAGCAACACAUAUCAAGAAGUUCACUUUUGUUUGCAUGGCAUUGUCCUUAACGCUCUGUUUUGUGAUGUUUUGGACACCAAACGUGUCAGAGAAGAUUUUAGUUGACAUAAUCGGAGUUGACUUCGCUUUUGCAGAGCUGUGUGUUGUUCCUUUGCGCAUCUUCUCCUUCUUUCCAAUUCCAGUGACUGUCAGAGCACACUUGACGGGUUGGCUGAUGACUCUGAAGAAGACAUUUGUGCUGGCACCCAGCUCAGUGCUGCGGAUUAUCGUCCUCAUCGCUAGUCUCAUUGUGCUGCCUUACUUGGGAGUUCAUGGAGCCACUCUUGGAGUAGGAUCCCUUCUAGCUGGUUUUGUCGGAGAAUCGACCAUGGUUGCAAUAGCAGCCUGUUACGUCUAUCGGAAACAGAAAAAGAAGCGGAAUGAGAAUGAAACAGCUACAGAAGGUGAAGACUCUGCAAUGACCGACAUGCCUCACACAGAGGAAAUGACAGACAUCGUAGAAAUGAGAGAAGAGAAUGAAUAAUAAAUGGGAUGCAAUUGUUCUCUGCAGGGACGAUUGGAGUGACACUUCAGCAUCUUGUCGUCUCUCAUACUUUUUGUUUGUUUGUUUUUAUUUUUGUAAUAAAGAGGCCUUGAUUUAAAAGGUUUCAGAUAAAUUCUCUAGCAUACUGAGUAUGCUGUCACUGAUGAGGGACCUAAAAAGAGGUCUUUGCUUUUUCUCUUUUUUUCCAAUUGAAUCUCUUUUCUCACUCCAUGCAACCAUAAAAGAUACAAUUGCAUCACUGUAGAGUCUUCCUUAUGCACCCAUCUUCUCUGGACAAUCUGCAUUUGUCAACCAAAGCCCUGCUUUCUAUGCAUGUGUGCGUGUGCGUGCAUGCGCUUGCACGCUCGCACACACACACAUGCCACUGGCUCAGUGCUACUGCCAGAAUCCUGCUCCCUCCCCUCUUUGCUUUUCCUUCCUUUUCUUUAUGAGAAAUGCAAAGGAAAAGAAGUUUGGAAUACAGAGCUUUAUUUUACUUGCUUGAAAAUGACUUUGCUACAUAAACUAAUAUACUAUGGUAAACUAUAUCUUUUUGUUUGGCUUCAUCACUAGAGCUUAUACUGCACAGGGUACAAGACAGGGAGGAACAUGUAAGUCUCCACAUACAAAGUGGAGAAAACCGGGUUUCUUUUCUCAUGUUAAAAGUGUGUGGAUGUGUAUAUACACACACAGGUACAUAAACAGAGACAUACAUAUAUAUAUAUUUAUAUAUAUGUAUAUGCAUACAAUAAAUAAAAUGCACACAGGACAAUAACUCUAUUUAGCUUUCGUUCCAUCAGAAAGGUAGUAGUCUUUUGACAAAGGUAGACAUUUAAUUCAGAAUUUUCUUGAAUCAUUAAGCCCCCCUUUACAUAUAAUUUUCUUUAGAAAAAAAGACAUGCACUUUCCUCUUGUGAAGAGGGUGAUGGCAACUGAUAGACUUUGACUGUAUUUGAAUUAAAAAGAAAUAAAUGUUGACAAGCUUUACCAAAGUUCUUGUCCACUGAUUUAACUUUAAUGUUGAAAGGUUGAUUUGCUCUACUUAUUUCUGGUGCCUAUAUAUUUAAAAAGAAAGAUCAGAUAGCGUUUGCAGGAUACCAUGGUAUGUCACGUGACUACACAUAGCUCCAUGAAAAUUUUUAUAUAGAGAUGUACACGUACUCACACUGUGUUUAUGUACAUCUACUUUACACACACACAUCUAUGUAUGCUUUGCUAUUAUCUGUUUAACUAUGCAGUAGAUCAGAAUCUGUAUGGUGAAGCUCAAGUACUGAUGGUCCUACAGGUCAUUAAUUAGGGACUGUGAUCAUGUUAGUUCUCAAGGCAAGAGUUGUGAAAGUGGGAAGCUGCUCAUAUCAGUCAGCAAGUGCUGUACUUGGGGAAGACGGCAGGCGCUGUGCGGUUGUGGUUGAAGUGGGCCUUAAAUCACAGAGCAUGAAGUUGGGUGGGUGACUUGUAUCAGGUAGAAGUGAAACGUAUAUAAAAUGUGACCAGACCAGAGAGGGUUUGGGUGCCACGGAUAAUGGCUGCAGCAGCAGCUUAUAUUUCUGUGUACUUCUGCGUUUGGCUGCGGGGCAGCGCUCGUUUCUGGUUUGUAGUAGCUCGGGUUCUUUCAGAUUUAAUCAUGCCACAGUCUGGAAAUUGUUAUCCUCCAGGCUAUAUCCAUAAAUCAGUUAAUUUAAACCUUAUUUAGUAAAAAUAUAUUUUUCUAAGUUGUGAAAAUUAUUAUUUAAUUGUGGACAAAUUCCAUUUCUAGAUUUAUUUGCCAGGUAGUCCCAGAACUCAGAGAACGGAUCAAAACUAAACAUUACUUUAAAUGUUAUAUCAAUAUAUGUGUAUGUGGACAUACACAUGUGUAUAAAUAUAUAUAUUGUAUAUUAUGUACAUUUAUUUUAAGCUACAAUACAUUUCCUAUUUUUCGAAGUUCAGCUAAAAACAUCUCUAAAAAAGCCACAGAGUUGGCUACUUAACGGCCAUCCAGUUACAGCCAUCAUGACAGGCAUUGUAACAAUGAACUUUACAUUUUAUUGUAAACAUUUGUACCGGUUUGUUACAUGUACAAAUGCAAUAAGGAAAACAAGUAGAAAUUAGUAUGUUGAAUGACAGAUUUGCAAAAUCAGUUCACAGUUAAUGAGCAGUGACACUAGGAGGGUAAGAGUAAAUCCAGUAGCCACAUGUUUUCUGUGCCACCACAAGUUUGUUCUUGUUUCUGACAAUGAUUUAAAAAAAAAAAGAUUAAAAAAUAUGACUCAGACAAAUUAACUUUGUGCAGUAUGUAUACUAUACACAUUCAUGAACACAGGCUCUCUCAAACAGUCCUAUGUAUAUAAUGUGUAUAUAGACUGUUACAGACACAGUGGCCAUUUGAGUCUUCUCUAUUCAAGUGGUUUUGAUUUCUCCGGUAUGUUUGUACCCAAGUCCACAAGAUGCAGUUUUUUUCAGGAGCUGUAGAGAUAAAGCAAGAAACUAUUUUUGUGUAAUAUUUCUUGACUAAAAUUCAAAUGGCAGUAUUUUUGAAGAAUUUUGAGCAUUACUGAUGUAGUUUCAAGGUAAUAAUUACACCAAAAAGUAAAACUUCAGAAAGCAAAUUACGUGAAAUUUUUGCUUUAGAUAGAAGAUGAACAAAUACAACAAACUGAAGUAUUGGUCAUACAGGGCUAAACUAAUGGUAUUGCAAAAGAUACAUUUUCAGUUGUAUGGUUAACCCUUAAUAGUCUUUUAUUUUGCAAGAUACUGAAUGAGCACAGGAGUGGUAGGAUUUGGGCAAGAACUCCAGCAGUGACAUAAGCAUGCGUGCAUUGCAUCUUUUUCUGCUUCCUGCAGGUCAUUUAUUUCUUUACAUUGCUCUGCUGGAUUAACAGAACAUGCUGACAUUUCCAUGAUGAGCAAGUCCAAAGCAGCCCCUUGUGCUAGGCUGGGCUGGAUGCCCACUGCAUGGGCAGGCAGGGUGAUCGUGUCCCCUGCUGCCCCUGGCUCUGCUUUGGGGUACUGUUGCCAGGAGCUGCAGUGACCACCUGAAACCUCAGUGCUCCAGCUCUCAGUCUGUGGCAAAUUCAGCUUGGCUGGUUAAACAGCCACUCUGAUGAGUUACUGGCUGGGAAAGGGCAGCUGAUAACUCGGCUAGAAGCUCCAGUCAGGCUGUCACUGGUUCUAGGAACUCCGUCAGGCAGCUGCUGGUGUGCGCGCUGUCCUGUACCUCUUCUUUCCCAAAAGGACUCUUCUGAGUUCUAAUAAAAUGACUCUCUUGUGUUACUGCUUAUGAAAUGGCUAUCUCUAUGAUAAAUAUUUUACAAUAGAAACCUAUUAAGUUUCUGUGUUGAAGAGUCAGAGCUCAGUCAUCUCAGUGAACUCACAUGAAGACUCGGCCUUUCCAGACUUUCUUGAGAAUUACUGAAUUGCACAAUUGAAGGUACAAUAAAAAGAGGAACAAAGCUGAUCUGCAUCCUACACCUUAAAUUUCAGAACAGCUCACACAGCUGGAAAUAAGAGCAGAACUCUCUUAAGAACGCUCAUAAACUGUGGAUUAAUGUUCCUUGGCUUUUAAUAUGUACAUAAAAUUGUGUUAACUUGUCUUGAGUUUUCCUUUUGCAGAAUUAAGAGGAAACACUGGGGUUUAUUCCCCCCUCACUUCCCUAAGCAGACCUCUCAUGCUUACCAAGCAGUGGACUUGAUAGAAAAAGCUCUGCAUUUCCCAGCCAGUGUUUGAGGCCAUUUGGGCACACCAGCAGGUUCCCAGGCAUCCCCUGCCACAGCCAUUCCAGGCAGGAGCACUCAGUUGCCUGCUUGUUAGAUAGAGCCACCCUGAGUGAGAGGAUCGGGUGAGUAAUAGAGAAGUUUCUUGUCUUCUACUCAUUUUGCUACUAAAUAUUUCCUUUGAGCAGGAGAGAUUUAUUUCUGGCUCUUGCUCGGUGUUCUGCCGAAUCUGCAGCCAGAGAGGGAGCAGCUCAAGACAGAGGGCAAGCUGAUGAAUGCAGCUGAUUCAGGGCAGGCCAUGAACAGAAACCUUCUGAAGGCCAGAGUGCCUUCUUUUGUGGGAUGGUGCCUUGUGCUUAAACAGAAGGGAGAAAAAAUGCUUUCAGGUCCAGGCGCCAGAGUUGCUGGGCAUAGUUUGGUGUUGGACUGCAAAGUGGCAACAGGAACAGGGCAUCCUGUGGCUCCAGCAUCCCAGCCCCACUGCCAGCAUCACUGGUGAAAUGCAAGACAGUGAAGGGGAUGGCAAGGUGGCAGUACCAGCUCCGUCUCUCACUGAGGUUUUGUGGUUGUGCUGUGAUCAGCACAGAUUUGAGUACAGAUGGGUGUUACCUGGGUAUAGUUUCAAUAGCCAUUAGUGUAUUGGAAAGCCAUUCAUGUGUAUAGGGAGGUGUAUAUGAGGGUGUUACAUGGGCAUUUUAAUUACAGCAUUUAUAUGGUUCAUUGGCUCAAGGAUUCAGAUCUAAACAUUCUCUUAAUGUGGGACUAAUACUAAGCCAUUUCUAAGAAAAUUUGCAAUUUAAAGCUACAUAAAGGCCUAAAUAAAACACCCUUUCAGAAGACCUUUAUACCAGUAGCUAAAGCAUGGUUUAUAUCAGUAAGCUGGAAUGGGAGAGAAAAAGGACAUGUUGCAGAGCUUAUGGGUGUUGUAUAUCACAGAGCAUGGCGUGGAGAGGUGUGAACCAGAGGGCAGAGGUGUUCCUCACCUUUCAGCUGCCCUGGAGAGGGACUGAAGGGUGAAGAGCUGUGCAUCCAUGAGAUACCACCUCUAAGUAUUUUGGUUUCUGAGUGGAGGAGCCAUCAGAGAGAAGAGUAUGAAACAUCUUAGAAGAUUAUUCAAGCAGAAAUAAAUUGGCAUGCAGGUUUUAUAACAUGCAGAAAAGAGGCACUACGUAGCUUGUGUUUCUGAGUAACUGGCAGAGCUGCAUUGGAAAAAUGUCACAUAAAUAUCACUUAAACGCAAGACAAAAUUAUCUCAGUUUUGGUAUGAAACUGUCAUUUCCCAAAUACCAGCUUAACCAUAAAAUGUUAAGAUUCCCUUCCCUUGUUCAUGUUUGCUUUUUACUAGAAUUCAAGUGCAGAAUACUGUAUUUUUUUAAGGGAGUAAGCUCCUGUGGAGAGGGGGUGCAGUGCAGAGCAGCCUGGGGAGGGCUUGUGGAAGAUCCCCAGUGGGAAGAGGAGCUCCACAUUUAUUCUGCACCCUGCAACACACUAUGUUUAGCUGCAGCCUGACAGUGUCCUGAAAGGAGGCAGAACUGUCAGCUUAGCAGGAAACUUGGUUCCAGCAUGGCCCUGACCUGUAGCAGCAGUGCAGAGCAGCCGGGGGGUGCAGGGGAGCCCUGGCUCCCUGCUUCAGUUUGGACAGCUUGCAUAGGUAUGCUUUGGAGAGCCAAGUUCAGUUGUCAGUGCAUAGAUGCACUCCUCAGCAAAACCAUUGCCAGACUCCUCAGUAAUUGGCACCUUCUUAACAAAAAAGCCAAAGACAAAAUUUGGGGACAGAGAAAUCAAGCUUUAAGCUUGGCUUGGAGUGCAUACUUGCACAGAAGGGCAUUUGGCUGCAGCUUAUGCAAGUUAAUUGUACUUUUAGAUAGUGAGCUUCAGUCAGCAUUUCAUCAUCAAGAUACCCACUCUAUCUCAGUAAAACAGGAGAACUGGUUUAUAAUUUUAGGUGUUCUUUUGUCUUUGUAUCCCUGAGGAGAUAGUUUUCCUUAGUAUUACCAAGCCUGUCAGUGCUCAGAUCAAUUUAUUAGUCUUACCUCAUCCUUAUCUUCUGUCAUUCCUAGUUCAGCAUCUUCAGAUGUUUCCUUAUUUUCUUCAGAAGGCUCCUGCUAGGCUUACUUUGUCUAUUGGCAUUUUGAAAAGGAAAACAUAAUUGUCAUGCUGACUGAAUGUCGAGUAGUGCUGUGAUUAAAAAGUAGCUUACAACAAAA
Molecule: messenger RNA, 7837 nt
Organism: Neopsephotus bourkii (Bourke's parrot)
Lineage: Eukaryota; Metazoa; Chordata; Aves; Psittaciformes; Psittacidae
Gene: ANKH
Product: ANKH inorganic pyrophosphate transport regulator
Exons: 12
Coding region: 456-1937 (493 amino acids)
Biological process (GO): phosphate ion transmembrane transport
Cellular component (GO): membrane
Molecular function (GO): phosphate transmembrane transporter activity
Source: RefSeq, a predicted model, not a curated record